Molecule: messenger RNA, 939 nt
Organism: Monodelphis domestica (gray short-tailed opossum)
Lineage: Eukaryota; Metazoa; Chordata; Mammalia; Didelphimorphia; Didelphidae
Product: olfactory receptor 5M5-like
Biological process (GO): G protein-coupled receptor signaling pathway
Cellular component (GO): membrane
Molecular function (GO): G protein-coupled receptor activity; olfactory receptor activity
Source: RefSeq, a predicted model, not a curated record
AUGGCCAAGACAAAUCACACAGUGGUGACUGAAUUCAUCCUCCUUGGACUGACUGACCGUCCAGAGUUGCAGCCUGCCCUCUUUGUAAUAUUUUUAGUGAUCUACCUCAUCACUGUAGUAGGGAAUGUGGGAAUGAUUGCAUUGAUCAGGAUUGACUCCAAACUUCACACUCCCAUGUACUUUUUCCUCAGUCACUUAUCUUUUGUGGAUCUUUGUUAUUCCACUAAUAUCACACCUCAGAUGCUGGUCAAUUUCCUAUCAAGUAGGAAAACCAUUUCAUUCUGUGGUUGCUUAGUACAGUUUCAUGUUUUCAUUGCCUUGGUGAUCACAGAAUAUUACAUGCUUACAGCCAUGGCCUAUGACCGUUAUGUGGCUAUCUGUAAUCCACUGCUUUAUAGCAGCAAAAUGUCCAAGAGCAUUUGUUUAUCUCUGGUAACAGCAAACUAUAUCUAUGGCUUUGCCAAUGGUCUGAUACAAACCAUCCUGAUGCUUCGUCUAACCUUCUGUGGCCCUAAUGAAAUUAACCACUUCUACUGCUCUGACCCACCUCUCAUGGUCCUGGCCUGCUCUGACACUUAUAUCAAAAAAACUGCCAUGUUUGUAGUUGCUGGUUUCAACCUUACCUGCUCUCUCACAAUCAUUCUCAUCUCUUAUAUAUUCAUCUUCAUGACUAUCCUGCACAUCCGUUCAACUGAGGGCCGGCGUAAGGCUUUCUCUACCUGUGGUUCCCACUUGACAGUGGUCACUAUAUUUUAUGGGACUCUUUUCUGUAUGCAUUUAAGACCUCCCUCAGAAAAAGCUGUAGAGCAAGGGAAAAUUAUAGCAGUUUUCUAUAUUUUUGUGAGUCCUAUGUUAAAUCCCUUAAUCUAUAGCCUUAGGAACAAAGAUGUAAAGGAUGCUGUGAAGAGAAUUAUCAAAAAUAAAUUACAGACUAAAUAA